This is a messenger RNA of Castor canadensis (American beaver), 648 nucleotides long. It is a transcript of the gene Rpl28, whose product is annotated as ribosomal protein L28. Gene Ontology annotation, biological process: translation. The record is from RefSeq and is a predicted model, not a curated record. Gene Ontology annotation, cellular component: ribosome. Lineage: Eukaryota; Metazoa; Chordata; Mammalia; Rodentia; Castoridae. Gene Ontology annotation, molecular function: structural constituent of ribosome.
AGCACCCAGAGAGGAAGCGGAAAUGCGUUGAGGUAUUAAAGGCAUCGCCCCGGCUCUGGGUUCCUCUUUCCGUCUCCGGCCGCCACAGUGAGAGGAGUCACCGUCUUUCUCUGCUGUCCGAGCGCGUCCUAGCGCCGGUCCGCUUCUCCGGGUGACACCUUUCACGUGCCCGUGUCUCCGCAGCCGCCGCCAUGUCCGCGCAUCUGCAAUGGAUGGUCGUGCGGAACUGCUCUAGUUUCCUCAUCAAGAGGAAUAAGCAGACGUACAGCACCGAGCCCAAUAACCUGAAGGCCCGCAAUUCCUUCCGCUACAAUGGGCUGAUUCACCGCAAGACCGUGGGCGUGGAGCCCGCCGCCGACGGCAAAGGUGUCGUGGUGGUUAUGAAGCGGAGAUCCGGCCAGCGAAAGCCAGCCACCUCCUAUGUGAGGACCACCAUCAACAAGAAUGCUCGGGCCACGCUCAGCAGUAUCAGGCACAUGAUCCGCAAGAACAAGUAUCGUCCAGACCUGCGAAUGGCUGCCAUCCGCAGAGCCAGCGCCAUCCUUCGCAGCCAAAAGCCUGUGGUGGUGAAGAGGAAGCGGACCCGCCCCACUAAGAGCUCCUGAGCCUCAUGCCUCUAAAGCAAUAAAGAGUAGCUUUCUCACCUGC